AUGUCCUCGUUCCUGGUACACAACAGCGGCGUCGCCAUCUUCGGCUUCUGCAUGUUCCUCUGCCUUCUCUACGUUCUACUUUUCAGGAGCUGCGUCCGCCACCGGCGCAGCGCCUCCACCGGCGAGGUCGACGACUUGGCGCUUCGCGAAGCCGGACUCAGUCAGCCGACCAUUGACGCGCUGCCGAGCUUCGUGUACCGCGGCCGCGGCGAAAGCAAAGACGGCGCCGCUUCCGCCACCGUCGACUGUGCGGUCUGCCUAGGCCAGGUGGCGGAGGGGGAGAUGGUGAGGCAGCUGCCGACCUGCCGCCACGCCUUCCACAUCGAGUGCAUUGACAAGUGGCUGCGCUCCCACUCGCUCUGCCCGCUUUGCCGUGCCGACACAAAGCCGCCCCCGCCACCGCUGCCGGAAUAA
Molecule: messenger RNA, 414 nt
Organism: Zingiber officinale
Lineage: Eukaryota; Viridiplantae; Streptophyta; Magnoliopsida; Zingiberales; Zingiberaceae
Product: RING-H2 finger protein ATL32-like
Exons: 1
Coding region: 1-414 (137 amino acids)
Source: RefSeq, a predicted model, not a curated record